AUGUCCAUCUUCAACGCCCUGCUGAAAGGCGGCAAGGAUGGUCGGAAAUUCUCUAAUACGGCACAGAUAGCGGGCGAUCUGAAUGAGAGGCGUUCCAGGAUUCCUUCAAUCCGUGAUUUUGAGAUCAUCAAGCCAAUCAGUCGCGGAGCUUUCGGAAAAGUGUACUUAGCUCGGAAGCGGACCACGCAGGAUUUGUAUGCGGUCAAAAUUCUAAAGAAGCAAGACAUGAUCAGGAAAAACAUGGUAUCUCACGUAUUGGCAGAGCGGAAGGUUCUCGCCCUGUCGCGAAACCCGUUUGUCGUGAAGUUAUUCUAUGCGUUUCAGAGUAGAGAAUACCUGUACCUCGUCAUGGAGUAUCUGCCUGGAGGCGACUUGAGCUCCUUGCUCGCAGCAUUCGGCACCUUCGAAGAACCCAUGGCUCGCAUGUAUGGUGCGGAGGUCACGAUUGCAUUGGAAUACCUGCAUGCAAACGGGAUACGACACAGGGACUUGAAACCGGACAAUAUUUUGAUCAACGAGAAGGGUCACACCAAACUGACAGACUUUGGACUGUCGCGAAUUCAAGUACCCGAUCAGGAACUCGGCUCUGGGAAUCCGGAACAAGUCCUGAGCCAUCUCAAUACCCUCUCGAGACGGAAAAGAACCACGAGAAGCACGACCAUUAAAUCUUCAGAAACCGCAGAAUCUCCCAACUCGGACGGUGGUGGCACGAGUCCUGGAGCGACGCGCACUUCUUCGAUAGCACAACGCCGGAAUAGUUGUAGAAUCCGACGGCAAAACUCAAAUAAGGUCUUGGUUGGCACGCCUGAUUAUCUGGCCCCGGAGCUCCUCCUCGGACUCGGACAUGGGCCAGAGGUGGAUUGGUGGGCGUUUGGGAUCUGCAUGUACGAGUGGGUGGUCGGCUUCCCACCAUUCUCCGAUGACACGCCUGAAGCUAUCUUUGCAAACAUUCUGGAAGGCGUGAUAGAAUGGCCCGAGUCGGACAUGUCUCCGGAGGCUCGAGAUCUAAUAGAGCGAUUGUUGAACCCAAACCCCAAAGAAAGGCUGUCGGCGGAAGGAGUGAAGAAACAUCCUUUUUUUGCCGAAGUGGAGUGGGAUAAAAUUCGAGAGCAGCCCGCCCCUUUCAUACCCAGCAUCGGAGAUGUAACUGACACGAGUUACUUUGAUGGUGAGAACAUUUCACGGCGGGCUGCCGUGGCAUUUCUUGCGCUAAUGAGCCUCAUCCAAUCACAGUGCGCAACGAAAGGCCAGACAUCCGAAGGUUGUCGAAGCACAGUUUGCGCAACUUUGGGCCCUCUUUAG
Messenger RNA from Fimicolochytrium jonesii, 1302 nucleotides. Its product is annotated as serine/threonine protein kinase 15. The transcript has 2 exons. Bases 1 to 1302 code for a protein of 433 amino acids. Gene Ontology annotation, cellular component: nucleus. Gene Ontology annotation, molecular function: protein serine/threonine kinase activity; ATP binding. The record is from RefSeq and is a predicted model, not a curated record. NCBI's taxonomy places the organism in Eukaryota, Fungi, Chytridiomycota, Chytridiomycetes, Spizellomycetales, Powellomycetaceae. Gene Ontology annotation, biological process: intracellular signal transduction; peptidyl-serine phosphorylation.